AUGUCUUUAUCACAAAAGAUACUAGAAUUAUUGAAAAAUACAGAAACUAUUAAAUCUACGGAUAUUGAUGUUAGGUCUAAUGAGUUAUAUCCUGUUCUAUUAAGUCUAGCAAGUAAAGAGAUCAUUAGUUUUACAUUUAAAGAACAAAUUAUUUAUAAACUUACAGAAGAAGGAGAAUCUAUCCUUAAAAAUGGAAGCUACGAAUUCAAUCUUUACAACUCAAUUGGUGAUAAUGGAAUGGAAUUAUUAGAAGUGGAUAAAUAUAAUUUAGGAAAAGUUAAUGCAUUUAAAAAUAAAUGGAUUAAGAAAGUGGGAGAUAAGGUUUACAAAAGCGCAGAUAAUGUAGAAGAUAAUGUAAAAAAUAUGCUAAAUAAUGUUACUAAUAAAAUUUAUCAGAAGGAAGAAAUUAGUCUUUUGAAAAAAAGAAAAUUAAUUUAUCAGGCUAAAGAGGUAGUAUAUUUUAUAAAAAAAGGACCUUUGUAUGGAAAAGAUUCUGAUAAUAUAACAGAACUAAUUUCUAAAAUGGUAAUUAGUGGUGAAUAUAAACAUUUAAAUUUUAAGCCUUACAAUUUUAAUACUAAAGGAAAUAUUCAGUCACAAGGUGCAUUGCAUCCACUUAUGAAGGUCAGAGAAGAAAUUCGUAAAAUAUUUUUAGAAAUGGGGUUUAAUGAAAUGACUACAAAUAAAUUUGUAGAAUCUUCAUUUUGGAAUUUUGACACAUUAUUUCAACCGCAGAAUCAUCCUUCGAGAGAUGCACAUGAUACGUUUUUUAUGAAAACCCCUUCUACUACAUCAUACAUUCCAAUUGAUUACAUGCAAAUGAUAAAAAAAAUUCAUUCUGUCGGAGAUUUUGACUCGGAUGGUCAUUUUUCAGACUGGGACAUAAAAGAGGCGGAAAAAAAUAUUUUAAGGUCUCACACAACGGCAUGUAGUACAAGGACAAUGCUUGAAAUUGCAAAGGGAGAAUUUAUAUCUGCAAAAUUAUUUUCCAUCGAUCGUGUUUUUAGAAAUGAAGCACUUGACGCUACGCAUUUGGCUGAAUUUAAUCAAGUCGAGGGACUAAUAGUAGCGAAAGGCUUAACUUUAGGAAAUUUGAUGGGAUAUUUAAAAAGAUUUUUUGAGAAAUUAGGAAUUACGGAUAUUAAGUUUAAACCUGCUUACAAUCCUUAUACGGAGCCAAGUAUGGAAGUUUUUGGAUAUCACAAAGGAUUAAAGAAAUGGAUUGAAGUAGGAAAUUCCGGGAUGUUUAGACCUGAAGUUUUAAGGCCUAUGGGGUUUGACAAGGAUGUUAGAGCAAUAGGAUUUGGAUUGUCACUUGAAAGGCCUACAAUGAUUAAAUAUGGUAUAUCAAACAUUAGAGAUCUUAUUGGUCCAAAAGUAGAUAUUGAGUUUAUUAAAAAAAGUGAAAUGUGCUUUUUUAAUUAA
This is a messenger RNA of Vairimorpha ceranae, 1425 nucleotides long. Its product is annotated as phenylalanyl-trna synthetase alpha chain. The transcript has a single exon. Gene Ontology annotation, molecular function: tRNA binding; ATP binding; phenylalanine-tRNA ligase activity. Gene Ontology annotation, biological process: phenylalanyl-tRNA aminoacylation. NCBI's taxonomy places the organism in Eukaryota, Fungi, Microsporidia, Nosematidae. Gene Ontology annotation, cellular component: cytoplasm; cytosol; phenylalanine-tRNA ligase complex. The coding region runs from base 1 to 1425 and encodes 474 amino acids. The record is from RefSeq and is a predicted model, not a curated record.